AAAUCUGGAUUAAUUCAUCUUUUGCCUUCUUUUCAUGGACAUGCAGGUGAAGAUCCUCACAAGCACUUAAAGGAAUUCCAUGUGGUGUGUUCAAGUAUGAAACCCACUGGGGUUACUGAAGAACAAAUCAAGUUAAGAGCCUUUCCCUUCUCUUUGAAAGAUUCAGCGAAGGAUUGGCUAUACUAUCUACCUUCUGGGAGCAUCACCACAUGGAACAACUUGAAGACAAUGUUCCUUGAAAAAUAUUUCCCAGCUUCAAGGGCGGCCAACAUUAGAAAGGAAAUAUGUGGUAUACGGCAAAACAAUGGAGAGUCAUUGUAUGAAUAUUGGGAGCGUUUCAAAAAGUUAUGUGCAAGCUGCCCACACCAUCAAAUCAGUGAUCAAUUACUCAUUCAAUACUUUUAUGAAGGACUUUUUCCGACUGAUAGGAGCAUGAUUGAUGCCGCGAGCGGUGGUGCUUUAGUUGACAAGACACCGGACGCUGCGAGAACUCUAAUUGCAAACAUGGCUGCAAAUUCUCAACAAUUUGGCAAUAGGCUUGUCCAACCGUCUAAGCAACAGUAUAGACAACCAUUUCCUUCCAAACAACAACCAGUCCAAAGCUCUAGCGCAGGUAUGAAUUUAGAAGAAAUUGUUAAAUCCCUUGCUACUAACACUUUACAGUUUCAGCAGCAAACACAACAAUUUCAACAAGAAACAAGAGCUAGUAUUCAAGAAACGAAGGCUAGUAUUCAGAACUUGGAAAGGCAGAUGGGUCAACUAGCGACUACGGUAAGUCGGUUGGAAUCACAGAGUUCUGGCAAACUACCCUCGCAAACGGUGGUUAAUCCAAGAGAAAAUGCAAGUGCAAUUGUGUUGAGAAGUGUGAACCAAGAAAAAGAGGGAACUAACAACAAUGAAAAAUCUCAAGGUAAGUCUCCCAACCCUACUGAUUAUGAACCAGUUCCCCCAUUCCCUCAAGCUUUGUCAGAAUCUAUAAAAGGAACGAAAGAUGAAGAGUUAUAUGAAACUUUCAAAAAUUGUGAAGUGAAUAUUCCGCUACUUGAUGCAAUAAAACAAGUUCCUAGAUAUGCUAAGUUCUUAAAGGAGUUGUGUACAACAAAAAGGAAACAAAGGUCAUCAAAGGGUGAGAAAGUGCUAAUGGGCAAGAAUGUUUCUGCUGUGAUUCAAAGCAAGCUCCCUGAAAAAUGCAAGGAUCCAGGUAUGUUUACUAUUCCCUGUAUGAUAGGCGAUACUAAACUUGAGAAAGCCAUGUUAGACUUAGGAGCAUCUAUUAAUGUUAUGCCAUAUUCUAUGUAUGCGUCUUUAAAACUUGGACCUUUGAAUAAAACUAGUGUAGUUAUCCAAUUGGCCGAUAGGUCUAAUGCAUAUCCUAGGAGUGUAAUUGAAGAUGUAUUGUUGCAAGUUAAUAAUUUAAUCUUCCCUACUGAUUUCUAUGUGCUAGAUAUGGAAAAUAAUGAUCAUUCUGCACCUAUUCUGUUAGGAAGACCAUUUUUAAAAACUGCAAAAACAAAAAUUGAUAUUCACAGUGGUACACUUACUAUGGAAUUUGAUGGUAAUGUUGUUACAUUCAAUAUUUAUGAUGCUAUGAAAUACCCUGGGGGUGAUAACUCCGCUUAUUCUGUUGAUAUUAUUGAUUCAUUGGUUGAAGAAGUUUUUGAAUUUAAUGGUGAAGAUAAAUUAGAAGUUGUUAUUUGUGAACACCUUGAAAAAGGAAAUAAUGAGUUUUCUCUGAGUGCCAAUUUAUAUGAAGUUAUUGCAUCAUUGAAUCAUUGUCCUAAACUGCGCCAACAAAAUAAUGUUUCUUAUAUGGCUUUACCUGCUUCUAGUGAAAAAUUGUUACCAUCUGUUGUGCAAGCACCGAUCCCCGCAUUGAAACCCCUUCCUGAACACCUUAAAUAUGCUUUUUUAGGAGAAAAUAAAACAUUUCCAGUCAUAAUUUCAACUAAACUGUCUGCAAUAGAAGAGGAAAAAUUGUCCAAAUGCUAA
Messenger RNA from Ipomoea nil (Japanese morning glory), 1989 nucleotides. RefSeq lists its product as uncharacterized. The record is from RefSeq and is a predicted model, not a curated record. The annotation marks the transcript as partial. Lineage: Eukaryota; Viridiplantae; Streptophyta; Magnoliopsida; Solanales; Convolvulaceae. The transcript has 3 exons.